Molecule: messenger RNA, 2035 nt
Organism: Octopus sinensis (East Asian common octopus)
Lineage: Eukaryota; Metazoa; Mollusca; Cephalopoda; Octopoda; Octopodidae
Product: guanine nucleotide exchange factor MSS4
Exons: 2
Coding region: 163-612 (149 amino acids)
Biological process (GO): small GTPase-mediated signal transduction; post-Golgi vesicle-mediated transport
Cellular component (GO): membrane; cytosol
Molecular function (GO): guanyl-nucleotide exchange factor activity; zinc ion binding
Source: RefSeq, a predicted model, not a curated record
UCAGUGACAUGUUGUUCGUGUGACGACUCUUUAGCCGAACCUCUGCAGUCAAGUAUAACUAGUUGCCGUGUAUUCUCUCGUCUUAUUACCGCAUGUUUAAUUGGAUUUACAGUAAACAAUUGUUAUAUUGUAAUAUUAAGACAUCGAUAGUGUUGUUAUAGAAUGGCAGAAGAUAAUUGCGAUAAUAACAAUGACAACGAUAUCAUGAGAAUAAAAUCCUUAUACAGCAACAGAUUAGGUGACAACGGUAAAAACAAAACGAAGGUCUACUGCACCAGAUGCCCGAGUCUUAUUUUGAAUCCAGGAAGUGGUAAUUAUGUGAGGGAAAAAUUUCUCCUGCCAUUAGAAAAAAUUUCAAAGGAAGAAAAGGAUGGAAAUGGAAGUAGUGAUGUCACAGAAGUAUAUGAUAAAGAAGAUAAACUUAUUGAUUGCUGGAGGAUUGAUAACAUGUUCAACUUUGAAAAUAUUGGAUUUUCAAAUACUGUUGGGUAUUUCAAGUACCUGAUAUGUGCUGAUUGUGAGUCUGGCCCUGUCGGGUGGAAUGAUCUCAGUAAAGGACAAACUUGCUAUCUUUCAUGGGACCAUAUAAGACAUUCUAAGCCAGAUGACUAAAUUUAAUUCUGAGAACUAUAUUUUAACUGUAAAAGGUAAUUAAUCUCUUGAAAUGUUGCAGGAGCAUUCUCUCUCCCUCCCCCUAUCUCUCUUGCUUUCUUGUCCUCUCUCAAGCCCUAAUACUUUUGGUAGAACUUUGGACAAAAAAAAAAAAUCAGUAACAAAAAUCAGUUGUGUUAAUCAUCCUUGACCAUAACUCCAUGUCAUAACAACCUAAUUCAAUUCAGAGAAGUGGCUGAGGUAGUGAACUACCAAAUUUCCUGGUCUCAAGUUCAGCUUGACUACUGGUAUCUUGUAUUUGUAUGCAAGACAAAUCAACAUACUUCAGUUUAUUUAGUUGUUAAAUAGCAGAUCUUGGGUCUUACCUGAGAUAAGCUGCUACUCUAUCCCAGUGAUGAUUUAACCCUCAUUUGAUUAAAUACCAGAAGACCAGAGCUAAGCACUGGACUUAUAAACCCAUACAGACUGUAGAAAACACUGUUUCUUCAACUGGGUUAUUAGAGUGGUAACUUAUAGCUGUAGUAAGUUAUGGAUAUAAGUUAUAGCUGGGGUUAAUCAUAAGGAUGUCACACUGCCACCACAUUCUUUAAAUAUCGCUUGGUAGGUAACUAAAUCAAGGAAUAUGUUUUUAUCCACAUAAAGAACUUGAAACUAGUUCCUAUUGAAAAGUAGAAUCAAUCUGAGGCAGUUGUCAAGAGUUCAAUUAUUACUACAGCUAAUGUAUAGCAAGACGCACACAAACAUCGCUUGCUUCAUUUUGUAUAUCUGAUAUAUAAAUUCAUAAUUGAAUGGUUAAUAAUAGAAAGGGCAUUCAAUUUCAAAGCUUAUUUUCCAGCUGUGUGUAUAUGUUUAAAUUUAAAAAAAAGAAAAAAAAAACCCCUCAAAAAUGAAAAACAAAAUGAUAGAUUUCUCAUCCAUGCCAAUAUGGUGCAGGGGAUGUUAAGAAAGCUAUCAAAUACAAAUCUUUAGACAGAGCAUGUAUUUCUCUUCAUUAUGUGACUCAUUUAUGCUGAAUUGAAAUCUCAACAUUUUUAAUGGCUUUAGAUAAAAAAACAAACAAAGAAACAACUUUCAAAGCCUUUUCUAGGUGAAACCUAAUGCCCCUCAUGUUGCCCAUAAUUUUGUGUCUGACAAAUGUAAAAGUAGGGACCAAAGAAAAUGUUUUGUCACUGGUUGAGAUAGUUUUAUUCCUUAUGGGGAUAGUUUUGUUUCUUGUAAGAACAAUUUUUGUAGCUUGUGGGAAUACUUUUGUCAGUUGAAGGGACAUUUAUCUCUUAUGUGGCCACUAAAAUUCUAAUGCUUUUAUAAAGGUUUCAGUUAGAGAGGAGAUAUGAAAUUUUGUAAAAUUGCAUUCUUCUGCUAAUUGAAUGUUAAGAGGUUGUUUACUGCUGUGAAAUAAACCAAGCAGAAAAGGUGAAUUAUU